AUGGAGAUGCAGAAGCUGAAAGAGUACUAUGAAAAGACUUACCGCGACCACGGUUUUCUCUAUGGCACUGGAACAUUACUCGCUCCUCAAUAUAAAUUGAGUGCUUUCGAUGAUAGAGAGUACUCUACCUGCCACGAAGAUACGUCGAAACGGUACUGUGAAUACUUGAGAGCAUGUUUCACACAGUAUCAGCAGCAGAACCCCGAGCUGUUAUUCCGCACGGUGCAGCGCUCUUCCACUUUACAUAGCUCAGAGCUUGAUCGGCUACUUGAACCACCUGAUGCAUCGAUGCUCCACGAAGGGGCAGAGUAUGACGAAGUGGACCAGUAUCUUAGAGAA
This is a messenger RNA of Penicillium argentinense, 339 nucleotides long. RefSeq names its product HAT dimerization. The annotation marks the transcript as partial. The transcript has 2 exons. The record is from RefSeq and is a predicted model, not a curated record. Lineage: Eukaryota; Fungi; Ascomycota; Eurotiomycetes; Eurotiales; Aspergillaceae.